Tinamus guttatus (white-throated tinamou) is the source of this 955-nucleotide messenger RNA. The record is from RefSeq and is a predicted model, not a curated record. NCBI's taxonomy places the organism in Eukaryota, Metazoa, Chordata, Aves, Tinamiformes, Tinamidae.
AUGAACUGCAUGAAAGAGCCGUGUAACCUGGAGCGCCUGGGAACCGGGAGUAAACUGUGCUCCUCCUCACCUUCCUCCUCCUCCUCUUCAUCAUCUUGCCACCACCAGCGGCCGGCCCACGGGCGGCGAGGAGCGUGCAGAGACAUGGGUGCCCGUGUUUUUUUUCUCUCGUUUCCUUUCUUCUCUUCCUUCGCAGAGAAAGAUAAGAGCCAACAGAGCAAGAACGAAGAUGCCGGGUCUGAGGACCCCUCCAAGAAGAAGAGGCAGCGGCGGCAGCGGAGCCAGCAGCUGCAGGAGCUGGAGGCCACUUUCCAGCGCAAUCGCUACCCGGACAUGUCCACCCGGGAGGAAAUCGCCGUCUGGACCAACCUCACGGAGGCCAGGGUUAGGGUUUGGUUCAAGAACCGCAGAGCCAAAUGGAGAAAGGCAGAGAGGAACCAGCAAGCCGAGCUUUGCAAAAACGGCUUCGGCCCGCAGUUUAACGGCCUCAUGCAGCCCUACGAUGACAUGUACCCUGGCUACUCUUACAACAACUGGGCAGCCAAAGGCCUGACCUCCGCUUCCCUCUCCACCAAAAGCUUCCCUUUCUUCAACUCCAUGAAUGUCAACCCCCUGUCUUCUCAGAGCAUGUUCUCCCCUCCAAACUCCAUCUCCUCUAUGAGUAUGUCUUCAAGCAUGGUGCCCUCUGCGGUCACGGGAGUCCCCGGCUCCAGCCUCAACAGCCUGAAUAACUUGAACAACUUGAGCAAUCCCUCCCUGAAUUCUGCUGUGCCAACGCCAGCCUGUCCCUAUGCUCCUCCAACACCUCCUUAUGUAUAUAGGGACACAUGCAACUCCAGCUUGGCGAGUCUGAGACUUAAAGCCAAGCAGCACUCCAGUUUUGGCUACGCCAGUGUGCAGAACCCCGCUUCCAACCUGAGCGCUUGCCAGUAUGCGGUGGACAGGCCCGUGUGAG